CAGCAGCAGCAGCAGCAGCAGCAGCAGCAGCAGCAGCAGCAGCAGCAGCAGGAGCGCGCCGGGCGCAGGGCGCAGGGCGCAGGGAGCGGGAGCGCGGCGGCCGCAGGCUGCGCCGAGAGGACGAGCGCGGGCCCGGGACCCACAGACUCGCAGCCGGCUCGCCGCCCCCACCUGCGGGCGCCCGCGCCACCUCCGCGCCGCCGCCUCUGCAUGGCACAAACUUUCCUCCCGGGGCGGAACACGCAGUCUCCGGGAGCCCGCGCCCGCUCCUUCCCGGGUGCCAGUCCUGAACGCUGCCGAAAUGGGUUGUGGAUUGAAUAAAUUAGAAAAACGCGAUGAUAAGCGACCUGGAAAUAUCUAUUCGACUUUGAAGAGGCCUCAGGUGGAGACCAAAACAGAUGUGUCCUAUGAAUACCGCUUCCUGGAAUUCACUACCCUGAGUGCUGCGGAGCUCCCGCGGUCCUCGGCGGUGAGGCUGGCCUCUCUGCAUGACCUGCCAGCCCAGCUCCUGGAGCUGUACCAGCAGGGCUUCUCGCUGGUGACCCUGCACCCCUUCGUGCAGCCGACCCAGGAGAGGGAGAAGACGCCCCUGGAGCACAUCUUCAGGGUCAUCCUGAUCAAGAAAACAGACAGAUCUCAGAAAAAUGAACUUCAGAGUGAAGGCUAUGUCUUGGAAUUAGACAGCUGUUCUUCCUUGGAUCACCUGACUGACCAAAAACUCAUCCCCGAGUUUGUUAAGAAGGUCCAGGAGGCUGCGAGUCAGGGCCUAAAGUUCGUUGGUGUCAUACCACAGCACCACUGCCCUGGGAAGAGCCGCCACUCUGCUCCUGCUCCCAACAGCACCCAGGCUGCCAGAGACCAGAGAACCGACCCGGGCAGACAUGAGAGUUCAGCAGGGGCGGAUGGAAACCCAGAACCAGACAGGAACUCCAGAGGGGAGUCAUCCAGCACCCAGCAGCCCCACCUGCCCCCGGGCCAGGGUGAUGAGACAGAUGAUUCACAGUGUGGAGUGAACAAGCCUCUGGAUGCAGGAGACGGAGACCCAUCAGAAGGGCUGGAGGAGCCUGUCUCAGGAAAAAUGGAGAUCUUGGCCCUUUUCAACAAACCGAAGAGUCACCAGAAGUGCCACCAUUACUACCCUGUCACCAUUCCUCUCCGCAUCUCCAAGAACGGCCAGACGGUGAGCAGUUUGGAUGCCAACUGGCUGGAACACAUGAGCGACCAUUUCAGAAAGGGAGGGGUGUUGGUGAAUGCCGUCUUCUACCUUGGAAUAGUCAACGAUUCCUUACAUGGCUUGACAGAUGGAGUAUUCAUCUUUGAAGCUGUUUCCACAGAAGAUAGCAAAACCAUGCCGGGCUAUGAUGCUAUUGUCGUUGAACAAUGGACUGUCCUGCAAGGCGUGGAGGUGCAAACAGACUACGUCCCUCUACUCAACUCGCUGGCGGCCUACGGCUGGCAACUCACCUGCGUGCUGCCCACUCCGGUCAUCAAGACCACCAGGGAGGGCAAUGUAUCCACCAAGCAGAUUGUCUUUCUUCAGAGACCCUGCCUACCUCAGAAGAUGAAGAAAAAGGACUCAAAGUUCCAGUGGAGAUUCUCCCGAGAAGACGCGCACAGCCGACAGAUGCGGAAAUCCAAAGGGAAACUGGGCCGCCGAGACAAACACCAGGCAGGAGAGAAUGAGAAGAACCUAGAAGACCCAUUUUCCAAGGGCGGGGAUGUGGGGAACUGUGUGGAUGGAGCCUUGGAGAUGCGGGGCCAAGACGGAGAGGCCCCUGAGGAGAAGCCGGGUAUGGGGGUCCAGGCUGUGCACAAUGGCCCGGUGGGCUGUGCCGGACGCUUGGGUCCUGACCCAGGAGAGGAAGGCAGGGAAGGCUGCAUGGAGGACGUGGCUGAACAGCCCAUUGAAGCAGAGGACCACUGAGUUUGGGGGCUGACGGCCCUGAAUCCUGGCAGGCAGGAGGGUGCUGGCAGCCAGAUGGGGCUGGGCUGCCCUGGUGUCUGUGCUCCCCUUUGGCUUGGCUUGACCUUUCACCCGCACCCUUAAAGGGCCAGGUCCCUGGCUGCCGUUUCUGCUCCUCCAUUUGCCCCCAUGUCAGAGUCCAAAAGGCCUGCAGGCACCUUCUGGGCCUCAGGGCAGGAGAUGCAGCCCAGAGGGAAGGGGGGGGCUGUAGCCCCCAGUGCUGGUGUCUGGCCCUCAGGGCCUGCAGGGAGCAAAUCCCCAGGGCCUCCUUGGUUGCAAAGCAAGACCACUGCUGUCCACUCCCAGGCAGCCCACACCCCUUGCUGCUUGAGCAGGACCUGGGGGGACACCCCCCCUCCUGAGUCUUCUCAACUGCCCUUCUGCUUUGGAACCUCUCAGCCCUGCUGCUUGGGUGGAGGAAGCGAGUGGGGGUCUGGAGGUCCCCUCCUGGCCUUUCUCCCAGCGCUCCCCUAGACGCCGGAGACCUGAAAGUGACAAGGUAGUUAGUUCUGUGUGCUCACCUGCCCUUGCAGAAUGUCCGAGAAAGUGUUAUUAGUCUUCAUGCCAAAAAAAAAAAGUUUUCAGAUGUUUUGUGUUGUAGCCACAAAAGUUCUUUCUGCCAUUUCAGGGUGGCCCUACUUGUGGGGGCCCAUGUCGUGUGCCCUCCGCACCCCACUGGCCCCGUUGUCCCUGUGUCUGCUCUCGUGUGUUUAUACUGUCAGAAAGUGUCGUUAAGGCUUUAAGUAGAUGGUGGUGGCAAACCCUGGAGGGAGAGAGUCGAUGGUCUUGAUGGAAACAGCAACCUGUCUCUUUCUCGCUUAGUUACUUAAAGCAAUAAAUCACCUGUGAGUUUA
Molecule: messenger RNA, 2817 nt
Organism: Erinaceus europaeus (western European hedgehog)
Lineage: Eukaryota; Metazoa; Chordata; Mammalia; Eulipotyphla; Erinaceidae
Gene: RFTN1
Product: raftlin, lipid raft linker 1
Exons: 10
Coding region: 302-1924 (540 amino acids)
Source: RefSeq, a predicted model, not a curated record